Molecule: messenger RNA, 4241 nt
Organism: Hippocampus comes (tiger tail seahorse)
Lineage: Eukaryota; Metazoa; Chordata; Actinopteri; Syngnathiformes; Syngnathidae
Gene: eipr1
Product: EARP complex and GARP complex interacting protein 1
Exons: 9
Coding region: 119-1282 (387 amino acids)
Biological process (GO): protein ubiquitination
Molecular function (GO): protein binding
Source: RefSeq, a predicted model, not a curated record
UUUUUUUUUUUUUUUUUUGUAAUCGCGGAAGUGGCGGAAUCAUUCUAAACUGCCUUGUUUACUAGUCAAUCGUGUUUUUGUAUAAUUUAACCCUACCCACUUAAGCAGUACCCUGAUAAUGGAAGACGACGCACCCGUUAUUUAUGGUCUCGAAUUCCAGGCACGAUCACUGACUGCGCAGACAGCUGAAACUGAUGCUAUUCGUUUCCUCGUGGGCACGCAAUCUCUGAAAUUUGACAACCAGAUCCACAUCAUUGACUUUGAUGAUGAGAAUAACAUCAUUAAUAAGAAUGUCCUUCUACACCAAGCUGGAGAGAUAUGGAAUAUUGGUGCCAGUCCUGCAGACAAAGAAGUACUUACCACCUGCUACAACAAAACCAGUGACAGCCGAGUGGUGUCCUGUGCAGCAGUAUGGCGGAUGCCUACCAAUUGGGAAACGGGAAGCCACGAAUCUCCUGACGACUCAGCCCACAACCCCCAAACCCUGGAGCUGCUUUGUCACUUAGAUGACAGUGCCCACGGCAACGCAGCCUGCGUACUGUGGGAGCCUAUGGGAGAUGGCAAGCGUGUGAUUUCGUUGGCUGAUAACCAUGUACUUCUCUGGGAUCUGCAGGAGAGCUCCACACAGGCCACAAUCUCCAGCACUGCCAUGCUUGAGGGAAAAGGACAGCUGAAGUUCACCUCUGGCAAGUGGAGCCCUCACCAUAACUGCAGCCAACUUGCUACUGCAAGUGACACAGCCAUAAGAGGCUGGGAUCUUCGUACCAUGAACCAGAUUUACUGUAUCGAUAACGCUCAUGGCCAGCUGGUGCGCGACCUGGACUUCAACCCAAACAGGCAGUAUUACUUGGCCAGCUGCGGAGACGACUGCAAGGUUAAAUUCUGGGAUGUCCGCAACAUCCAGGAGCCCAUCAAAACUCUGGAGGAGCACUCACAUUGGGUGUGGAGCGUCCGCUAUAACCACAGCCACGACCAGCUGGUCUUGACAGCCAGCAGUGACAGCCGUCUCAUCCUCUCCAACAUGGUUUCGAUCUCCUCCGAGCCAUUUGGCCAUUUGGUGGAUGAUGAAGAUCUCAGCGAUGGGGAGGACAACCACCAGGAGGAUAAGUGCAAGGAGCCUCUGAAGGACAGUGUGGUGUCCACCUACGAGGAGCAUGAAGACAGCGUAUAUGCGGCUGAGUGGUCGUCGGCCGAUCCGUGGCUCUUCGCCUCGCUCAGCUAUGAUGGACGCCUAGUCAUCAACAGGGUCCCCCGUACCCUCAAAUACCAGAUCCUAUUGUGAGUGGACAUACCGAACGUGAGACAAAGAGGGCAUGGUUAAAAUUGCUGUCAAAGACAAACUACAGUACAUAAUAUUCUUGCAAAAACUGUAAUUAAUGUAAAUACAUUCUGCAACUUAACACUCUAAAUUAAACAUUUCCUGGUUUAGUUUGUUUUUUUUUUCCCCAUUGUUUCUUCAUUGCUAUCUUUUCAUGUCAAAGCAACGGCACAAUCAUUUCCAAAAUGUCAGUGUGAAUCGUAUUAAAUCGCCAUUAAAUCAUUCCACAUAACAGUGUUGAUACUCUUAUCUUGAGUAAUCAUACAAUGUGGGGAAAGUUCUUCUGUCAGUUCACACUUCACGUUCUAUCUGGAUAUUGUGGAAAAUUUAAUUCACUGCAGUAGCUCAAUCCCCCCACCCCCAUCCCCACCCCCAAAAAGUGAGGAGGUCUAUGCGGUCCUCCAAGAAACAUGCCUCCCCAGUCCUUCAUUCAGCCACCGCCAAAGCGGUCGUAUUAGAGGAUGCUGCACGCAGCAGAAAUUUCUCCGGGACGUUUCAACCGACUGUUACCCAUGAAUAGCCCAGAGCACCGGUUGCAAAUCUGCCAUUCGUGGUGUUCUCUGGAAAAUGCCACUCAGACUGCACCGCAUUGAGCUGUGAGUCGCGCCCUCGUAACGCCAUCACGGACGGAGUACGUAUCUGACAGUUUGAGUAGAAACAUGCACAUUAGUGGCUUAUUGGAGGUCAUUUUGUAGUGCUGCGGCAGUGCUCAUCCUGUUCCUCUUCCCACAAAGGGACAGAGAGCAGCCCUGCUGGUGGGUUGUUGUCCUGGGGCUCCCCGCUACAUCUCCUGAUAUCUCCUCCAUGGAUACAGUGCUGGGAGACAUAACAAUCCUUGUUGAGGUGCACCACCUGAGAAGCUUCUGUGGUUGUAGACACCACUGCCAAAAUGCAAAAAAAAGCCAGUAAACAGAAAGGAUUCGGACAUGGAAAUGGUCUGUGGCCUCCAAUUUGAGACCAAUCUAGACCAGGGAAAGGCAACAUGCGGCACAUGGGCUCCUUUACAAAAUAAAGUGAACUGCCCAAUACUGUACUGCAUCGUACAGGUGAGUUAUUGAAUGACAUGCAGUACAAACAUUUUAAAAUAGUAAAAUCUUUGUGUGAGUUGAUUUAUGUUUAAAAAAAAAAAAAAUCCCUAAAAUGUGUUCUUGCACUUAAUGUUUUCGUGUUUAGCAGUUUUGUGCGAUUUUUGAAUAGGAGAUUUUAUCCACAAGGUCACUGGGGAAAAAAAAAAUCACUAUGUGGUUUAUUUGCUUGUUGUUGAAUAGCACAUAUUUUAUGCAUGCAUUUCAGCAUGACAUAUUUUAAGAUAGAGACUUGAUUUACAUACCGGUAGGUUAAAUUAUUAUUAUUUUUUUAAUGUUAAAAAACAUGCACAUAUUUCAUCCCUCUUAAAAAUGAAACACCUGGUUAAGAAGUAUGGAGUCUUAUAUGGCCCACUGAUAGUGCUGAUGAAAAAUUGUGGCCCUCUCCAUCAUUGAAGUUGCCCAUCCCUGGUCCAAACCUUGUGUACUGCGGCUGACGUCAUCGACAGGCCAAUUUAUCGCAGCUUAACUUUGCAGUCACACUUAUUCCAUUUAUUAUUGCUGUACUUCGGUGCUCUGACCAGUAUUCAUUAUAACUGGCUUACAGUUUAGAAACAGUGACUCCCAAGUCCGGGCUGCAGUGUGUGUUGAGAUUUGUGACAUCAGCGCCCCAUUCCUUGUUGCUAUUGAAGCAUAUUCCACCACCGUUUUUAUUUCCAUGAUAGUUUCGUGUCGCGGUCCGCCCGGUGGAAACGGAAGCCAUGAAGGUGAAGCCUGGUGUCCGGGUAUUGGUAGCUGAGCCAGGUUUUGGUUAAGCAGAACGCGCCAGAAUGUGCAAGGUUUUCUUGGUCCUUGUGAGAAGUUCAUUCAUCUUGUUUGGCGUAGAACGUAGAUUAGCAAAAUGGAUUGAUGGGAGCGAGGUUCAAAAUCCACGUUGACAUAGCUUGACAAGCACGCUCGCCUCCCCUUCUUCCGGCGGCGUUUCCAUGCUCCGUACAGAGCAGUCGCCCCGCCAGCUAUUAACUCUGAAACUACUUAGCUGGAAACUAUCGAGGCACACACCUUCCUCAAAUGAUCCCCCGUUGCUGUAAAUGCUCCUCCAGGGUGCGUCAUGAAUGCUGUGUGCCAAGUGCUUCGAUGUUGCGCCUGUAAUUUGUUAAAUGUCAAAAGUCAAUUUUUUUGUGUGUGUGUGCGUGUGUGCACAGUCAUGGUUGUACAGAUCAGGUCAUUUUACUGCUCCACAAUGACGUUUAGAGCUCUAUGUCGACCUGUCUAGUUGCUAAUCAUGGGUUUUUAGUUUUAAGAGGGGGCAAAGCCACUUGAAAUUACUCUGACGCCAUAAUUGUUUUAAAUUGUCAUCUAUUUCUGAAUCCACAGUGUUUGUGAGGAAAGAACCAGUUAUAGGGAAAAAAGCUUGGAUCCAGCAGGAUUUUUAACAACUUUUUGGACCAGACUAUUAAAAUGAAAGGAGAGCAGGGAAUUAUUCCAGUGCACAAAAAGAAGUAUGCGAUUAUUUGCAUCCAUCCACUUUUUAUAACGCUUGAUUUGGCAUGAGACUCUGCUUUGUUUUAGUGUUUUAUGGUGUCUGCUGUAUUUGUGUUAUUAAUUUAUUGUUUUUACUUUCUCUGUUAUCGCUUGGGUGAAGACACUUGAGUGACAUUUCUUUGCCUUUAAUGGCCCACAUGUACGGUCAAACACAUGAGACACGGCAUUAACACGCCGAUUUCGAUAAAGACCUUUUCUGAGUAGGACCCGCAAGGACCCUUGAGCUGUCUUCACCUGCCUGCGUGGGUUCCUAAAUAUCUUCUGACUAAAACUGUUAACAGGACUUCUUGGAUAUGUCCAACACAAAUUGAACAACGUAAUAAUUACAAAAAUAAAAAUAUAUUAAAUUUUAA